Messenger RNA from Mesocestoides corti, 462 nucleotides. Lineage: Eukaryota; Metazoa; Platyhelminthes; Cestoda; Cyclophyllidea; Mesocestoididae. The record is from the annotation of a GenBank genome assembly.
AUGACUCGUUUUGUCUUGGUGAUCAUCCUGGGACUAACGUCCGGUCAGGUUUUUGCGGGCCGCCUUCAGAGGGGUUGGGGAUUUCGGCCAGUUUAUGACAUGGGGCACGACGCUGCUAUCAUUAUCGGCAAUGGCGAAGAUCGAACGGACCGAGACAUUCCGAAAAACGAGGAUGACUUAAUUGAUUUAAUGAAGGACGAGAGCGACUAUGAAACUCUUCGGAAUGGCGGCAAACUCAAGCCACUAGUAGACGAAAAUGACGAGGAAAUCGGUGAAAGACUACCUCAAGUUUGCACUCUUGGUCACCACCCUGGAUUCGGAACUGCAAGUCUUAAGCGUUUCUACUAUAGCGAAAAAGACAAAAACUGCCUUCCUUUUGAGUAUCAUGGAACUGGUGGCAACCAGAACCGUUUUAUGACCUAUGAGGAAUGCAUGAAUAUUUGUCACAUGGAUCUGCCAUAA